Molecule: messenger RNA, 989 nt
Organism: Raphanus sativus (radish)
Lineage: Eukaryota; Viridiplantae; Streptophyta; Magnoliopsida; Brassicales; Brassicaceae
Product: protein AE7
Exons: 3
Coding region: 342-647 (101 amino acids)
Source: RefSeq, a predicted model, not a curated record
UAAUAUUUAUAAUAUAUUUAUUUAAUAAAUAUUAUAUUGCAUGAGUUUGAGUAGAGGAGAGGAGAAUCACCUAGUUUUUUUGAAACUCUUUUGGAGGAGAAUCACCUGGCUCUAGCUAGAUUGGUUAAUGAGAACACAAUUGUUUACCCUAGGAAACGGCGUGUUCGUAUUGAUCAGCGCAACACCAAUGAGUACUCAGUAGAGAACAACUAGACCAGCUCGAGAUUUUUGAUAUUUAGGUUCUUAACCCGUUAGAAAUAUUGAAUUUCUCGUCGUUAUGCCUAUUAUUUGAUCAACCUAUCUUUUGUGCCUUGCCGUCUUGCCGACCUACAAAUCAUACAAUGAGAUAUCAAAGAUCCAGAGCAUUCGGAGCUGACGCUGGAGGAGCUCCGCGUGAUUACAGAAGAAUCUUGAAGUUGAUGAUGAGUUACGUUAGAGUUAGACUCACGCCAACUCUUCCACAUUGUCACGUCUGCCACCUUAUUGGCCUUUGCAUCUACACAAACUUCUCAAAAGCCAUCCUUCUCGAUUUAAGGUCGAUUAGAGUAGCACCAGGGAGUCAUGCAACCGAGGCUGCAGGUACAAUAUUUCAGACUACUCUUGUUAGUUGGAAUAAAACAGUCUGUUACUCAAAUUGCAGUCAAUAAACAACUAAGCGAUAAAGAGCGGUAGCACUUGAUUCUGGAUUCGGUCUGAUUCUCGACACAUCGUUUAGGAUUUUAAGUUUUUAACUAUACUUUCUUGUUUCAGUCUCUUAUCUGAUAACAACAUUAGCCUUGUAAUUGAUUUUUGCUGUGUUUUUCUUCCAACUUCAUUCUCUAUUUAAUUACAACUUGUGAUUACUACAUCAUUAGAGUCUGGACAGAGGUGUUAGUUAAGCUUUACAUCAUCAUGGUGUAAUUUUGGCGAGUUUAAGUUUGUUCUUAAACUAACUUGAGCUUUGAACAUAAAAUUAGGCUCAACAAAGCAGUAGAUGAUGGACCUUAAAC